Messenger RNA from Hyphopichia burtonii NRRL Y-1933, 201 nucleotides. RefSeq lists its product as uncharacterized. The coding region runs from base 1 to 201 and encodes 66 amino acids. Gene Ontology annotation, biological process: gamma-tubulin complex localization. NCBI's taxonomy places the organism in Eukaryota, Fungi, Ascomycota, Pichiomycetes, Serinales, Debaryomycetaceae. The record is from RefSeq and is a predicted model, not a curated record. The transcript has a single exon. Gene Ontology annotation, cellular component: gamma-tubulin ring complex.
AUGUCCGGAUCGAGUUUCACUCCUAGUCAAGGUAAUUCACCGAAUUCGUUAAUGAACGAUUUGGCCAAAUUGCUCAAUGUGAAUAUUGAUGAAACUACUCUACAAUUGUGUAUCAAGUUGCUAGAUCAAGGUGUCGACCCAUUACAAUUAGCUGAUUCCAUUAACAAAGUUAACAACGAAACUAGUCUGGUAUUGAACUGA